AUGGCUGAACAGGAUGAAGUCGCGAGCAAGGUCCUGCGAAGGGCCCAAGUCUCAAAGAUGACCCGAACGCUGCAGAACCGCCUCGCCCUGGCCAACGUCAAGAUGAAGAACGGCUGGGAGAGCCUCAGCCUGGAUGCCAUUGAACCCGUCCUCGACGGCGCUGAGCGCAAACGUAAGCGCCCCGGCUCCAGCAACGAAGCCAUGUCGGAUGUUUCGAGCGUCUCCGAGCGCUUCUAUCAACCCAGCGUCCUCGACUCCUCCCCACUCCAAGCCCCCAUAUUCUCCGACGAUGUCCGACGAUCCGUCAGCCGGUCCGUCAGCACAGGCAGUUACCUUCAAAACAAGCGGCCCCGUCAAGACCGGACAAUGUACCCAGCAUCGAGCAACCACGCCCGUGUCAAGGUGAGGACAGCCACCAGCGCUGCUACCUCCUGGAAGAACAGCUUCCAAUUGCCCGAGUCUUCGCCCGUAUACCAUCGCCGGCACGCACGUUUUGGUCGUCAACAUGUCCCUAGCCUUUCUUUCGUCUCCGAAACCUCGACCGUUCCCGAUCCACAUUCGCCCCUACUCUCCGAAGACGAUGACGAAGACCUACCCAUCACAUCCUUCUCUAUCAACAGAUCGCACUUCUCCCUCGACCGAUCGCACUUCCAGUCAUCGCCGCCGCCGCAGAGGGCCCCACGCACGCCGCCCCCUGAUGUCGCUCGCUCAGCACGUCUUCGACAACGUGGAUUCAAUGCUGCCGGCGCAGCUCGGGAAGGAAAGCAAGGAGAUGACGAUGCAAACCUCUUGAUGUACCUGGCUACAUCACCGACACCAGUCCGUCCAGGUCACCAGAAGCCGCAGAUGCUCGCGCCAUCGACUCCUCCACCCAAAGCGACACCUCUUCCCUCGUCGAUGAUGUCCACGCCCGGCGGUGGCGGCUCUCACUACAUGGGUUUCGGACUUGCGACACCGUCAACAAACCUCAAUUUUGCCGAGUUCCUCAACAUGUCGCCGAGUCCUGCGCAGGCCAAUGCAUCGUCAUGGAACCGCACCCCUGUGGCAACACGAACACCUGCUGCCGUCCGAGAAGCACGACGUCACCUCAACUUCGAUAACAUUGGUCCUCCUGGUGACGCUUCCCACAUGAACGCUCAUGUUGGAAGAAUGGACGGCCCAAUGGACCUUGGUGGAGAGCUCAUCUCGUGA
Molecule: messenger RNA, 1191 nt
Organism: Alternaria ethzedia
Lineage: Eukaryota; Fungi; Ascomycota; Dothideomycetes; Pleosporales; Pleosporaceae
Exons: 2
Coding region: 1-1191 (396 amino acids)
Source: RefSeq, a predicted model, not a curated record